Molecule: messenger RNA, 765 nt
Organism: Plasmodium malariae
Lineage: Eukaryota; Apicomplexa; Aconoidasida; Haemosporida; Plasmodiidae
Product: Plasmodium exported protein, unknown function
Exons: 2
Coding region: 1-765 (254 amino acids)
Source: RefSeq, a predicted model, not a curated record
AUGAAUAGUUUCAGUAUUUUAAAUGUUAACAAAAAUUCAAGGAAUGAAACUAAUGUAGGAAAAAAAUGGACUGUAAUAACAUCACUAUUGCCUACAUUGGGAAAAUCCUGUCGUAAAUAUGCAAGCUUAAAUAUAUUUACCGUUUUUAUUAGUUUAAACUUAUUAUACUUUUUAUUUUCAAAUUAUUAUUCACCUUAUUGGAAUGUGAAGGACCAUGUAAAAAGCCCAAACAGUAGAAACGUAUUUCAAAGUGAUAUAGAAUUAAGACAUAGAAGAAUAGUGGCUGAACAAAGUAGUUCUCUUAGACCUUGGGAAAGGGAUUUCCAAAUAGUAAAAGAUAUAAACGACAAAAAACUUAAAAGGCAUAAUUCACCAUACUUGAAGGAAUACAAUGAUUUAAACAUGAUAAAUCAAAUAAGUGCAAACUCUUCUACAAAAUGGAAAACUGUAUUAAAAGAAAUGAGAGAACAUUAUGAUGAAUGUACGCGUAAUAUGGACGACAAAUGGAAAAAUUAUAUUUGGUAUAAUGUAUGGGCAAAACUUUAUUUACAAAAAGCACAUGAUGCUAUAAAUAAAACAUUAGCAGAUUUAAAUAAUUCUUAUGUAUAUAAGGAAAAAGCUAUUAAUACUUGGUUCCAGAAUACUAAAGAAGACAUGGAUCUUUUUAUAUCGCACAUUAAGAGUUGCUUAAAGAAUAAGCAUAAUAAUGAUGAAAAAAAAAAAAUAAAUCUGGAUAAUAUUAAAAUCCCAACAUUACGAAAGUAA